This is a messenger RNA of Mugil cephalus (flathead mullet), 3211 nucleotides long. It is a transcript of the gene npm1b, whose product is annotated as nucleophosmin 1b. Gene Ontology annotation, cellular component: nucleoplasm; ribonucleoprotein complex; cytoplasm. The record is from RefSeq and is a predicted model, not a curated record. The transcript has 11 exons. NCBI's taxonomy places the organism in Eukaryota, Metazoa, Chordata, Actinopteri, Mugiliformes, Mugilidae. Gene Ontology annotation, molecular function: RNA binding; chromatin binding; histone binding. Bases 21 to 905 code for a protein of 294 amino acids. Gene Ontology annotation, biological process: ribosomal large subunit biogenesis; chromatin remodeling; ribosomal small subunit export from nucleus.
UACAACCGCCCACUACAAAGAUGGAGGACGAUAUCUCAGAUUUGAGCAGACCACAAAUGUACUUGUUUGGUUGCACCUUGAAAUCGGACAAAAGGGAGUUCAAAGUUGACGUAGACGACGACGAUACGGAGCAACAGCUGUCACUCAAAACAGUGUGUCUGGGAGCGGAGGCUGAGGAUAAGUUCCACAUGGUGGAAGUCGAGGGCCUCACGUUUGACGGGAAGAAGACCAAAGUGCCGCUUGUCGCCCUGAAACCUUCUGUCCUUCCCUCGAUUAGUUUAGGGGGAUUUGAGAUCACUCCCCCAGUUACCUUCCGUCUCCAGUCUGGAUCUGGACCAGUUCACAUCAGCGGGCAACAUUUUGUCAGUGUGAAGGAUUCGGAGGAUGAGGAAGAGGAGAACAAUACGUCUCCGGUGAAGCGACCUGCAGGUCUCCUGUCAGGGAAGAAGCCUCCGCUGAAAAAACUAAAGAUGGAUUCUGAUGACGACGAUGAUGACGAUGAAGAAGACAGUGACGAGGAGGAUGAUGAUGAUGAUGAUGACAGCGACGAAGAUGAUGCGAAGCCUCAGAAGAACGUCGGAAAGGCGAUCAAGAAGAGCCCAGAGCCUUCGUCUAAGAAACCCAACAAGACUCCAAUGAAACAAAAUGGCCCUGCAGGAAAAGCUUCAGGAUCAGAGGUCAAACCACAGAUUAAGACACCUGCCCCUGGAAAAGACAAACCCCAGCCUGGCCCGUCUAAAUCUCUGCCUGAGAUUAAGAGCAAGUUGUCAGCGGCAGCCAAGGAGGGGAAACCUCUACCGAAGACGGAGCAGAAGUUUGAGAAUUAUGUGAAGAGCGCUUUUAAACUCUCAGACAAAAAAGUGGUCAAGGAUCUCUGGAGUUUUGUGCAAACACUGAAGAAGUAACAUACGUCCACGUUUUAACAUUUGUAUGUUUUGCAUCCUGGAAGACAUUUAAAGGCACAGUCGGCGAGAUUUCCUCCUCGGCCCCACCCUCUCAGCCCUGCUAUAGAUUAGAAGCAGAAGGGCUCGAGUGUUCAAAUUUGGUUUAGCCGUUAACGCGUACGUUCAGGUGUCAUUUCCCAGAUCCGAAGCACCUCGUUGAGGUGGUUCAUUCGCACAUUCGCUCGUUCGUGUUGGUAGGCAACUCGAGGAGAAGCUGAUGUAUGAGCCAGUCUUACAGCACCACCACUCAUGUCCCACACUUGUCUAUGUCGCUUUCUGCAGGAAAGCCAACAAAUGCACCACUUGGAAGUGAUAAACAUUACAUCUGCAGAUGUUUGUAGCUGUAAUAAAUUCAAUCAUUCACUGUUAACAAACCUAUAAUUUAAGUGUUCAAAGACAGAAAUGGACAAAAUCUUUGACCCAGAUCCUGAACAUGUUGGUUGUUUUGUACAUGAUUUUGUCAUAUUUUCACACAUCGUGACUCAUCAAUGACACAUACAACAGCAGAUGGUAACUGAAGUCCUUCCUUUGCCUGCAGAGAGCGAGAUGGGCAUAGCAGCCCUUCAUGCACUGGUAGUCGUUAAACCACAGGUCCAGAACUGUUGCAGCUCUGCAAAGUUAUGAUAUUUGUUUUUUUUGAGGGGGGGUUUUGCAUCCGUGACACAGUGUUUCCUUAGCCGAGUCAAAAAUGCAAUAGGAAAUAUUGCAGAAUGUGCCUUUAAAUAUCUCUACUGUAAACCGAGAUAACGAGCAGUCCCAAUUUGUGUGAAUCUGGGCAGCAUAUGCAAGGGUGCUCAAGACAAAUGAUGUGUGGAAAUGGAGAGUUGGAGGAUCUUCUGUCAUCAGCCAGUGACGAUACCUGUUGUUUUGUUUUGAUAUUUUUUUUUUAGCUUCUCUCUGGAUUUAUUAAGCAUUUUUAGCUCUAAGCAUGCUUAUGAAUUUAUUUCGUUGUUGUCUGGCAUAUUGUCAUCGCUUCACUCGUGCAGAAACUUCUACAGCGGGAUGAUGGUUUUAUUUUUAGAUUGCGUCACACGAUUCAGUUUUAACAAUUUGGCCAACAAAGCAGCAAUGAAGCAAAAUGAUACAACUUCCAUAAAACAUUUCACUUAAGCUAAAUAGUGCAUUGUAUUACAUUAAAACUGGCGUAUCUGCUGAAUAGAUGCAGAACACAUUCAUGCUGCGUUUGACUUUUCCGUUAACGUUAAUUUCUUUCACAAGUGGAGAAAUUGUUCCUUCCAGUGAUUUAAGCUGAAAAUCAUUUCGUCAGCUGUUGUCGCGAGUAUUACACGACCCAUAAAACCAACACAGAUGCCCUGACUAAAAGGCUUGUCUUUACAUUACAUAAAAAAAAAAAAAAAAGUUAAAACACAAGGCGACUACACUGUUAAGAAUAUUUACGAGUUGGCACGGACACUGUUUUCAGUGUGUUUCAAUUCACUCUAAAGCAGAUUACGAGCAUGUGACUGAGCUUAUUUAAGUACGACAUAAUCAUAAGGUAUACGCGAGAAGAUUACAUCAGAGUAACAUGAUAUCACCGCAUAAAUAGCUCCGUAAUUGUUCUCUAUCAGAGCUCAGAUGACAAUAAGCAUGCGCUCGCUCUGAGCUUAAAAUGUGUUUAUGAUCCUGUAAAAGGUAUUUUAAGAGCCAAAUGUUGGCAGAUGUAUGCCGUCCUAAACCGGUUUAAACGGUUCGGUUCCUCCGCUCCGUCGUCUUUUAAAGGAGAGUUGAAAUUCCCUUUGCUGCAAACUUUACGACUUCAGCUGAUUAUGAAAAUGUCCCUGGUAAUCUAAAUCUGAAAUUUAAAUGUAAGGUUUUUUUUUUGUAGCGAGGCUUCAGUAGCGGCAGGUUGGUUGUUUGUUUUUGUUCUGUAGAAGAUGAAGGCAGAGUUCUUUAUCAAUGAUUUUUAAUUCUUCCAUAUUAUCAGACUUUUUUUUCUGUAAAAUAAAUAUCUUUUGCUUUUAUUUGCAAUUCUGGCAGCUGAACUGAACGAAUACUUUUAAGUGUCUGAUUAGCUGUGAUUGCAGCUUCUCUCUGUUAUCGUGGUUUUUAUUUCAGAUGUAUUCUAGUUUGGUAUAAACACACCUUUAUACCAAAUUACCCCCCACUUUUUUUUUUUUUUUUUUUUUUUAAUGUUUGAAAUACUGUCAUGUUUUUUGUUAAUCUUACAUUUUCACUCUGCUGUUCGUCAUCCUUUGGUUCUGUACUGUGUAGUUAUGAAGCCAGUACCUAAAUAUGUCUCAGUAAACUUCUUUGUUUUUAGCCCUUUA